AGUAUCUAUACUAUUACUAACCAACUGCUAUCAAGUUAGCUCUCUCGCAAAAAUACAACACACUUCACUCGUUCCCGGUGAAUCUUCUCACCAGAGGGUUACAAGGGGCCGAGCGUGAGAGCAUUCGACGAUCUACAUUCCUUGAUCCAGACCUUAGCUUCGUUCACUGUGUCUCUUCCCGAUUUGAUCACGAGAUCUACUACCACCAGAUCUAGUUCAGGGAACGAACGGCCAAUCAUCUCCAACAAAGUUCAAAUUUGGAAACUGACGGAGUCUGAAUCCACCGUCUGAUCAAUCGCGCUUGAUCGGAGGAGAUGUCGAUUUCGAAUCCUAUUACACCUGGGCUAAUGUCGGUGGUGCUCGGGAUUGUGCCGGUGAUCGCGGCGUGGCUAUACUCCGAGUAUCUUCACUAUACAAAACACUCCGUCUCCGCCAAAGCUAGACACUCUGAUGUCAAUUUGGUGGAGAUUGGGAAAGAGUUUGUGAAAGAAGAUGAUGACAAAGCUCUUUUGAUAGAAGAUGGUGGUGGUCUCCAGUCAUCUGCUCCCAAAGCCAAGCCCUCCUCCUCUGCACAUUCUCCUCUCAUAAGGUUUGUCCUCUUGGAUGAGUCCUUCUUGGUUGACAACAGGCUGACGUUAAGAGCAAUAAUUGAGUUUGCGGUACUUAUGGGAUACUUUUACAUAUGUGACCGCACUGAUGUAUUUAAUUCAUCCAAGAAGAGUUACAACCGAGAUCUCUUUCUGUUCCUUUACUUCCUUCUCAUCAUUGUUUCGGCGAUAACUUCCUUCACGAUACAUAACGAUAAAUCAGCAUUCAACGGAAAGUCCAUCAUGUACUUGAAUAGGCAUCAAACCGAGGAGUGGAAAGGCUGGAUGCAGGUCCUCUUUUUGAUGUACCACUACUUUGCUGCUGCAGAGUACUACAAUGCAAUCCGUGUUUUCAUUGCUUGCUAUGUAUGGAUGACUGGGUUUGGGAACUUUUCCUAUUAUUACAUUCGCAAGGACUUUAGCCUUGCAAGGUUUGCACAGAUGAUGUGGCGGCUAAAUUUCCUGGUCAUAUUCUCCUGCAUCGUCCUCAACAACAGUUACAUGCUAUACUACAUAUGCCCGAUGCACACUCUGUUUACUCUGAUGGUCUACGGAGCACUUGGUAUUAUGAACAAAUAUAAUGAGAUGGGUUCAGUCAUAGCUGCCAAAAUGGUUGCCUGCUUCGCUGUUGUUAUCAUCGUUUGGGAGAUUCCCGGCGUUUUUGAGUGGAUUUGGAGUCCGUUUACGUUCCUAAUGGGUUACAAUGAUCCGGCAAAACCGCAGCUUCCCCUCUUGCAUGAGUGGCAUUUCCGCUCGGGUCUUGAUCGGUACAUAUGGAUAAUAGGGAUGCUAUAUGCAUACUACCACCCAACUGUUGAAAGUUGGAUGGAUAAACUGGAGGAAGCUGAGAUGAAAUUCAGGAUGGCCGUCAAAACAACUGUGGCACUUGUAGCGCUUACGGUGGGAUAUUUUUGGUUCGAGUACAUAUACAAGAUGGACAAGCUAACUUACAACAAAUACCAUCCUUACACCUCUUGGAUUCCAAUAACUGUUUACAUCUGUCUCCGGAACAUCACACAGUCUUUCCGCGGCUACAGUUUGACCCUUCUCGCGUGGCUUGGGAAGAUAACAUUGGAGACAUAUAUCUCCCAGUUUCAUAUAUGGCUCAGAUCUGGAGUACCUGAUGGUCAACCCAAAUUGCUACUCUCUCUAAUCCCGGAAUACCCAUUGUUGAACUUCAUGCUCACAACUUCUAUUUACGUCGCUGUCUCUUAUAGGCUCUUCGAGCUUACCAACACAUUGAAAACAGCCUUCAUACCAACCAAAGACGACAAGCGCCUUGUCUACAAUACCAUCUCAGCUCUCAUAAUCUGCACUUGCCUCUACUUUUUCUCGUUUGUUCUCAUCCAAAUCCCCCAAAAAAUGGUAUGAAGCACGUCUGAACCGGCCCAGCGUGGGCAUUAGUUUGGGUGGAAUUAAUAUCAAUUUCUAGAGGAGUUGAUGAACAACGCAAUAUGGUAGUUAUACGAAGAAGAUAGAAGAAAUCAGAGAGGUAGAGAUGCAUACAGUGUUUGGUAUAUUGUCAUCUGUUUGUAUCUAUGUUAUUAAAGUAUUUUUUGGUAUUGUUUGAAAACUUGUAUAACAGAUUAAAUAAAAUCUGUUUGGAAAAAUCUGUUUGAAAACAUGAAUAUUAGAUUAAAAUUUUUUUUUUUACAUA
Messenger RNA from Raphanus sativus (radish), 2244 nucleotides. Its product is annotated as protein REDUCED WALL ACETYLATION 2. NCBI's taxonomy places the organism in Eukaryota, Viridiplantae, Streptophyta, Magnoliopsida, Brassicales, Brassicaceae. The transcript is spliced from 18 exons. Gene Ontology annotation, biological process: xyloglucan metabolic process; xylan biosynthetic process; plant-type secondary cell wall biogenesis. The record is from RefSeq and is a predicted model, not a curated record. Gene Ontology annotation, molecular function: acetyltransferase activity. Gene Ontology annotation, cellular component: Golgi apparatus. The coding region runs from base 315 to 1958 and encodes 547 amino acids.